This is a messenger RNA of Sphaeramia orbicularis (orbiculate cardinalfish), 5017 nucleotides long. It is a transcript of the gene syde1, whose product is annotated as synapse defective Rho GTPase homolog 1. Gene Ontology annotation, cellular component: synaptic membrane. NCBI's taxonomy places the organism in Eukaryota, Metazoa, Chordata, Actinopteri, Kurtiformes, Apogonidae. Gene Ontology annotation, molecular function: GTPase activator activity. Gene Ontology annotation, biological process: regulation of Ras protein signal transduction; cell migration; signal transduction. The transcript is spliced from 15 exons. Bases 199 to 2946 code for a protein of 915 amino acids. The record is from RefSeq and is a predicted model, not a curated record.
GGAGGGGGGGAGUUUGGGAAAGAAUGUGAAGAAUUCAUUUCCUGUUCUGCAGCUCUGAGACGCUGGGCCAAGCGACGGGACGUCAUGAAAACUGUGGACGGAUGAAGACCGUGAAGACGGAGGAGACGGAGCUGUGACUCCUCUGCUCCUCUGAUCUACUCCGUCCUCCUCCUCCUCGGCAGGAGGACGGCGUCCACCAUGGCCGAGCCGCUGCUGAAGAGGACGUUCUCCAGACUGAGAGGAAAAGACCGAAGCAGGAGGAAGACGCAGGACAAGGCGAGCGAUGUCGUCCAAUCGUCUUCAUCGCCAUCAUCACCUGUCCCCGACCCCCCCUCCCCUCCACGGAAUCACAUCACUGUUGCUAAGAAACAGCAGUGGGCAGGCCAGGGGUCUGCAUGCCCGCCCACCUUGAGCUCCGCCCCCAAGAUGUCUGCCGUAAAAUCCCAGGAUGCACCACUGCAGGCCUGGAGUCAGAAGGUGGAACAGUGUAGUGACAGAAGCUGGGAUCCUCUACUACAGGACUCCUCCCAACCAGCAGGAGGCUCCACUAACGGGUCCAAGCUGUCCGGCCAGCGCGCCUACCUGCAGAGCCUGGAGCGCAGCAGCCGAGCCUGGGUGCUGUCCUCAGGAAAGGCCCAGGCUUCAGAUGAGGCCUACAGUCUGCAGGAGGAGAGCGGCAGCAACAACAUCUGGUACAACCCCAUCCCCGAGGAGGAGGACAUAGUGGGGCGGGGUUACGGGGAGGGGCCUGAUCCGAGAGGGCGUGGCCAGGAAGAGGAGCUGGUCUGGAAGAGGAGGGACGCUGAACCUCGGAGAACGGGGCCAGGAGACAGCAGGACUGAGCCUGGAGGAGUGUGGGAGGGGACCAAUCCAAGUGUUAGCCAUCACAUCGAUAAUAUCACAGACUCUCCGCCCUCAGAUUCAAGCCCCGCCUCUCAGAAAAAAGGGGGCGUGUCUGGCAGUAUGAUUGACAGACUGAGGUCUCCGGGGACGGUGAGGAAGCUCUCCAUGAAGAUGAAGAAACUUCCAGAGCUCCGACGCAAACUCAGCCUUCGCUCUGCCUCCUCUCGAGCCCAUCGCCACGGCAACGACAGCAGAGGAAGCGGAGACGAGGGGACGUCAACCGCUAAGAAUUCGUCCAAUCAGAAUGUAAUCAGUAAAUAUCACCUGGAUAGCUCCGCCCCUCCAGCCAGACCGCUCAGACGACCAUCCAGAGGACGUUCUGCCAGUAAAGGAGGUUACCUUAGUGAUGGAGACUCUCCUGAGCUGUUACCACGGCAACAGACUCCUCAAACUGUCACCUCCCAGGAGUCGGCUUGUGACGUCAGCUCGUUCCGUCUGUACUUGGGUUCAGAUCCACCACGAUGCAGCCAACGGGUGACGGGACUACUGACAGUCCACCUGCUGGGUCUGGAGGAGAUGAAAACCAGCAGGUCAGAGGGCAGCAAGGACGUCUUCUUGGUGAUCCAGAUUGACGGGGUCACGAGAGCCCGGACUGCCCCUCUGGCCAUGCGAGGCCCCGCCCUCUCAUUAAACCACGCCUUUCACCUGGAACUGGAGAGAGCGCGACAACUGCGGGUCGUGGUCUUAACACCAGCCAAUCCACAAGCGGUAGGAGGAGCUAAACCAGGGACCAAUGAGAAUCAGACUUCCUGUGGUCCAAGCAGGAACAGGGUGUGCUGUCUGGGGGGAGUUUCUAUCCCUCCACUCUUUAAAGGGAGUCGCAGUCAACAGCUGUGUGUGAAGCUGGAGCCCAGAGGUCUGCUUUAUGUCAAACUGUCUCUGCAAGAGAAAUGGGACACACAGCCCAGCUGUGAUUCGUCCACUCCUGCCAAUGUGUUUGGUGUUGAACUGCACCACCUGGUGGAGAAGGAAGGAUCUGCAGCUCCAGUCCCUCUGCUCAUCCAGAAAACUGUAGCAGAGAUAGAACGACGAGGACUGAAGGUAGUCGGUCUGUACAGACUUUGUGGUUCUGCUGCUGUGAAGAAGGAGCUCAGGGAUUGGUUUGAGAGGAACAGCUCUGCCGUCUGCCUCGGCGAGGACCUCUACCCCGACAUCAACGUCAUUACAGGCAUACUGAAGGACUACCUGCGGGAGCUGCCGUCUCCACUCAUCACCAGGACGCUGUACCAUGUGGUCCGGGAGGCCAUGACCCUACGACCUCCACCCGUCCCACCUGCCGACCCAGACCCUGACCUGGCCCAGAGUACGGUGGAGCUUCUGGACUGUCUGCCGCCUCCAGAGAAGGCCACGCUGUCCCUCCUUCUGGACCACCUCAGUCUGGUGGCGUCCUUCAACUCGUCCAACCGCAUGACGCAUCAGAACCUGGCGGUCUGCUUUGGCCCAGUGCUCCUCACCCCGACCCAGGAGGCCUGGAAAGGAGGAGGAGGAGGAAGAGGAAGAGGAGGAGCCAAAGGUUUGGGUCAGGGGGAAGAGUUGGCGAGCGCGGUGGAUUUCAAACGACAUAUCGAGGCGUUGCAUUACCUGCUGCAGCUGUGGCCAGUCCCGUCCCAUCGAGUCCCCGUGGAUGAACACAUCGACGCCUCGCCACCUCCAUCCCCCAUUCUUACCCAUAACCCCCUGCAGCGGGAGGAGGAGGUGGUGGUCUCACGUCGCGGGCGUGGCCUGGCCCGGCUGGAGAGUCCACCGAUCAACCGGUACGCAGGAGACUGGAGUGUCUGUGGGCGGGACAUCCUGACCGGACAGGAAGCCGACUACGACGAGGUGGCAGGAAGUGACAGCGAUGCCGGAAGCGGGGAUGAAGAUGAUGAGGAGGAGAAAAAGGAGGCGUGGCCAGCAGGUGGUGGAGGAGGAGGAGCUUUAUAUGUGGACGACUUCAUCGACUUCGACGCUCCGUUUAACUGUCGACUGAGUUUGAAGGACUUUGAUACGCUGAUCCACGACCUGGACCGGGAGUUGGCCAAACAGAUCAACAUCUGUUUGUAGAGGAAGAGGAGGAGGAAGAGGAGGAGGAGGAGGAGGAGGAGGAGGAGGAGGAGGAGGAAGAGGAAGCGGGAGGACUUAAUCUGAAGUUAAUUAAGAUCCAAAAUCCUCCAAAGUGCUGAGAAUUUUAACCACAACGCAGAGUUUUUCCUGAAAUCUUCAUGUGAAGUGGGCGUCCUUUACAGGUCCUUUACAUUCCUGUCCACUCUGUCAGACCACAUGUCCAAACGUCCAGGUCCAGGUCCAGGUCCAGGUCCAAACCAACAGUUUCAGCAGACUGUCUGGAUAAAUCCACUGCAGAUUUGUUAAACAACCACAUUUUCCCCUCGAGAACCAAAAGUUCAGUCAGAUCCUUCCAUUAUCUUUGCAUCAUAAUUAUCCCAUUCUGUCAUUUAGUAACAUUUAUGGCCAAAAAUUAGCUCUAUUUGGUAACAAUGACUUUGACCUUUGACCUUUGGCCACUAAGAUCUAUUCAGUUCAACCUUGACUCCAAAUAAUCAUUUCCACCAAAGUCUAAGACAUUCCCUCGAGGUCUGUCUGAGAUAUUUGUUUGUAACCAUGGACAGAUAUGAGGUCACAGUGGUCUUGACCUUUGACCUUUGACCAUUAAUCUAUUAAUCCUCGAGUCCAACUAAUGCUUUCGCCAAAGUUGAAGACAUUCCUUUUUUUUGUUUUUUUUUAAGAUCUUUUGCUCCUAAGAAUGGAAAGACAUGAGGUCGCAGUGGUCUUGACCUUUGACCUUUGGCCACUAAGAUCUAUUCACUUCAACCUUGACUCCAAAUAAUCAUUUCCACCAAAGUUGAAGAUAUUCCCUUGAGGUUGUUCUGGAUAUUUGCUUGUAACCAUGAGCAGAUAUGAGGUCACAGUGGUCUUGACCUUUGACCACUAAUCUAUUAAGUUGAUCCCUGAGUCCAAGAAAUCCUUUCGCGAAAGUUGAGGACAUUCCAUUUGUUUUUUUGGGUUUUUUUUUUUAGAUCUUUUGUUCCUAAGAAUGGACAUACAUGAGGUCAUAGUGGCCUUGACCUUUGAUCUUUGACCACCAAAAUCUUCUCAGUUCCUCAUUUGCAUCCGAUUGAACAUUUGUGUCACACUUUUGUGUCGUUCGAGUCACUGCUGUUUUCACUUUGGUGUUGGUGCUCAGUCCAGAACCAACUAUUUUUACAUCAGAAUCAGUGGGUGGGACUUCCAGGACCAACAAGGUCAAACUGAAACCAACAUUUUUUCUACGGAAAGAAGAAGAAAGAAGAAGAAAACACAUCGGUGUGGAAAACAAUACGACAUAAUUGAACAUUAACGGCUCCUCCCACUGACUGACCUUUGACCUCCUCCUCUGACCUCCAGCUCCAGUUUCUAUUCAAAUGUACAACAGGGUAAACGGUGGCGACUUCCUGUGCCAAACGCCAAAAUAAAAGCACACGAUUCUGUGCCAAAAGCCAAAAUAAAAGCACAUUAAUUUAUCUCUGUGAUCCAAAGAAGGCGGAGCUUCAGAGGUGGUACUUUAUGAAGAGGGAACAAAAACCAGAACCUGAUCCUACCGGGCCCAGGUCACCUGAUCGGACCCCUCCCCCCCUUCCUGGCUGGUGGACGGAGGUUCUGGUUCUGGUCCAUUGAAGCCAUAUUCAGUCUGAUAUUGAAGUAAAGGAACAGAAGGCGUCGCUCUUUUGCGUCUGGUUGGUUGUUAAAGCCGGUGUGGCGCCCCCGGUGGAGCAGCAGAGCGACGCCUCCUGUCUGUCAGUGUUUUUGUAGAUUUUUUCUGUCAGUAUUUUAUCAGACGUUGUCGGUACAAACCUUUAACUGUGAUUUGUUCUGAAGCCACAGAAGGAAAACGAGGCCAUGCUCGAGAGCACUACGGCUCCGAAAGAGUUUGUUUUGAUUCUGUUUUGUCUUGUUUUUGACAGUAUUAUUAUUUUGUUUUGCACAUCUUCAAUAAGCACUUAUAUUUGUAUUGAAAACGACGAUGUUCUAUGCAGACGAUGUUCUAUGCAGACGAUGUAACCAAAGUGUUGAAGCACAGAUUCACAGCAGCCUGUUUGUAUUUACCAGAGCAGCAAAUAAACACCAGUAUGACCAGUUA